This is a messenger RNA of Linum tenue, 1654 nucleotides long. The record is from the annotation of a GenBank genome assembly. Lineage: Eukaryota; Viridiplantae; Streptophyta; Magnoliopsida; Malpighiales; Linaceae.
GAAAAUGCCCAUGCCAAAAUAGUCCGACCCAUUUGUCACCAUUUUAAUUAAUUACUAAUUUAUAAAAAGUGUUUCUGGUGUCGCCGGAGUUUUCUGUGGGCUUCAUCUGACAGAGGAGGAAGAAGCGGAAGAGAAAGACGCCGAGACGACAGCGGAAGGAGGAGGAGGAAAGAGAGGAACCACCACGGCGGCGGAGGUGGGCGGUGGGCGGAAGAGGAAAACGAGGAUGGGAGUGGAUUACUACAAGGUUCUACAGGUUGACCGCGGAGCCAAGGAAGAUGAUUUGAAGAAAGCGUAUCGUAAGUUGGCGAUGAAAUGGCACCCUGAUAAGAACCCUAAUAGCAAGAAGGAAGCCGAAGCUAAAUUCAAGCAAAUCUCCGAAGCAUACGAUGUUCUAAGUGAUCCACAAAAGAGGGCAAUUUACGAUCAGUACGGAGAGGAAGGUCUGAAGGGGCAGGUACCUCCGCCAGGAGCGGCGCCGCAUGGCGGGUUUGGACAGGAUGCUGGUUCGGGUGCUUUUCGGUUCAAUCCGCGAAGCGCAGAUGAUAUAUUCUCUGAGUUUUUCGGGUUCUCGAGUCCCUUCAAUGGGAUGGGGGACAUGGGAGGUAGCUCAAGAGCUGGACCUUCAGGGUUUCCCAGGGGUAUGUUUGGGGAUGAUAUCUUCUCCUCCUUCAGGACUGCCGCCGGGGAGACGUCUGGUAUUCCACGGAAAGGGGCUGCUAUAGAGCGGACAUUGCCGUGUAGUUUGGAGGAAUUGUAUAAGGGCACCACCAAAAAGAUGAAGAUUUCGAGGGACAUUAUUGAUCACAAUGGGAGACCAUCGACGCUAGAGGAAAUUCUUACAAUAGAGAUCAAGCCAGGUUGGAAGAAAGGAACCAAAAUCACAUUUCCAGAGAAAGGCAACGAGCAACGCGGGGUGAUACCAUCCGACCUGGUGUUCAUCAUCGACGAGAAGCCUCACCCAGUAUACAAGAGAGAUGGCAAUGACCUAGUAAUCACUCAGAAGAUCUCUCUAGUGGAAGCACUCACCGGUUACACGGCACAGGUGACGACCCUCGAUGGAAGGGCUCUCACUGUCCCCAUCAAUGCCAUCAUAAGCCCAACCUAUGAAGAGUUUGUUAAAGGUGAAGGGAUGCCCAUCCCAAAAGAGCCUUCCAGGCGUGGGGCAUUGAAAAUCAAGUUCAAUAUCAAGUUCCCCAGCAAGCUGACAGCAGAGCAGAAAACUGGUCUUAAGCGGUUAAUCUCAUAGAGAGAAAGAUCUUUGCUCCUAAAUAGAUGGUCGUGGCUUCCGUACCAUCUCUUCCAGACUUGUGUAAACUUGGCAUAUUUAUUUUUCAUCCCCGGGAAGGAAGCUUAGCAUUCCUGGAACUGGGAAUCAUGUUACAUCAGUUUCUGCUAGAUUUGGAAAGUCUUGUUUUUUUAGUGGUUCAUCCUUAGAAUGCCUCUCUUCUUCUUCUUCUUCAGGUAACCUUUCAGUGUCAAUUUGUUUUUUGCCACCGACACUGUUGAUUUCUAAAUUAAUUGGUUUCACUUUGCUUCUUGAUGUCUCUGUUCACGCCCUGUAAACAUGUUUGAAUCGUCAGCUCGUGCUGGCCCCUCCUUGUCUUUUGUUGUGGGGAUAAAUAAUGAGAUGUGCUAUUUGCCACUCUGAAAA